AUGUACGGUGAGUGGAACGUCCAUGCCGAAGCCGCCUUGGCGGCGGCACUUUUGAAACCCAAACGCCUAGCCCUCACCGCUUCGUCGUCUUCAGCACCGGCACCCUUGGCGAUCGAGAAUUGCAACAUUCCGGUUUCAAAAAAAGAGUCGUCCCCCAAGAAUACCAAGAAGGCUGAAGCAUCAUCGUCCUCGUCAUCUUCUACCUCGUCCGGGGAGGAGGCCGAAGAUGAGCAAGAGGAGAGCGAGGAUGAGCAGGAGGAGGCCGAUGAUGUGCAACAGGAACCCGCCAUGCCCGAAUACUACCAGUGGACUGAUGAUUGGCACGAUGUCUACGCUCAGCUGUUGCACAUCUACGAAAGUUCCGAGCUUAAUACCAAGCGGCGUAGGAUCAUGGACACGCUUUUGGCUGACCUUCGCAAAGCGAAGGGGCACUUUGAUGCAGAAAACCAAAUGACGACUGCCUACAAGAAAGCAUUGGACGAAGUCAAGAACCAUGUAAUGACUGAACUGAAGACCCCCAUCGUGAUCACCAAUGAGACUGUUUCCGGAUCCGUGAACGACUUGCCACUCAAGGAGCACUUCCAUCAGUACAAGGCCAAGACGUUGGUGGAUAUCAUCGAGAAUGUCGCUCUGCAAGAUGUGCCAUGGGAGUCGAUUGCGACGUGUCUUGCCAAUGAACGAUAUACUGAACUCCCACCUCCGUUUCGCACCGACCGUGUUGCAGACACUGAGUUCGUACUCCAGAUUGGGGUUAUCAAGAAUUCCACCGGCUCCUUCGGCACUGUGAUCAAGCACUUCAUCUUUGCAGACAAGACUACUUCGUUACGCCACAUAGAGGAAAUUGUACAUGGCACUGGGUACCUCAUCGACUACUCACCCAACUUUCGAAGUGGACCUUGUGCAUUCCAAAUUCUUCUGCAAAGAAUGUCUCACUGGAUGGUGUCGUUUCGUCGGCUAGAGCAGAAGCAGCCCAGGCCGGUCAAAGAGGAUUGUGGUGAUCUCCAAGCCGGAUUUGACUACAUUCGAGAGUUCGGCCCGAAAUCCAACAUGGGAAAUGGCCAGACUGAAUGGGCUGAAAUUGAGACCCGCAGACUUGGAGGACCGCUGCAUGGUUGGAGUGCGGGGUUAGUCAAGGAAUGCUUGCGAAACCAUUCAGCUUCGAAUGUUUACGCUCGUCCAGUCACCAACUUCUUCUUGACACUCCACGACGUCGCAGGUUGGUUUUUCGAUGACGUGUUGGUUGAGAUCCUGGGUGACCUCAAAAGCCACACUUUGGUGAUGAUGGGGAUGGCCGAAACAGGGAAAACACCGGUGGCUCAAGCCAUCGCAAUGGCGAUCUCAGAAUACCAUAUACUGGCUGGUGGGAAAGAGCAGGAACUGCGGCCGUCCUUUCGCCUCGUUGCUUCCCUGGACCAGCUGCGAGGUGAAUCCGGCAUCAAGGAACGUCCGGAUAUCCUUGAUGACCCGGAUACCAGCGUCAUGUCCGUGACGAAGCUGAAAGCUUUCCUUGACAGCACUCUUACCGAGACACACACCGUGGAACGGUGGACCACUUCAAAAUUCGUACGCAAUCAGCUCCGAGUGAUUUGCGACAAUCGAGUGGAUGAUGAUGCCGAGCCAGACUUACCGGAGUCCGAAGGCUUCAUUAAGUUCGAGACCUUUAUGGACAUCAUCUCACCAGCCUUCCCCGACAAGUGUUCAAAGCAGGACCGUAUGGCCUGCCUCAAACGGGCGCAUUGGAUCGUAAACAUGAAGAAGGCUCUCUAUCUUCGACCUGCCGGUACCAAGACAGUUCCUGUCAAGCGCAUCCCCUACUUGCACGGCCAGACUGACUUCUUGAACCAAGAGGGCAAGGAUAUCUUACAGGCCAUGCGCGAUGGCAUUGAGACACCACCAAAGAAUUGGGUCCAAAAGAGACAAUGGACUCACGAUGUCCUGAGCAUGAUCAUCGAGAAGAAAGAGCGACCACGUCGCACUGCCACGAUUUUGAUUCCCGGGUCAGGCGGUAACGGUCCCACUUCUCGUGACUCAAAGCCACAAGUUCCAUUCUCAGGCCGCAUUUGUCCAGACUUCUUGCCGACCGUGGACACCGCCGCUUCUAUGGAGGACAGGCGCGAGGCUUCCUCUUCUUUGCCAACCGCCGCUAACAUUGCCUUAAAGACGGAGGUUGAAGAGAAAGCUUUCUUCCCGCUCAUGGUGGCGUCCCACGCAGAUGACGUCAUUGACUUGGCCACGCCAACACCUCCUCGCUGUAAGCGUCCUCGGCAAGAUGAUGCCUUUCCCGACGUGGGCGAGGACGUCGACGAGCACUGCUUUGAGAGCGAUGUAGCCUUCCAAAAAUAUCUCAUUCACCGUCGUGUUCUCGACGAAAACGGUGCGAAUGUUUCCUUGUCACUGAGGGCAAUCGGCAUCUUCUUGAAGUACGGGGCUGCUCUACAGAUAAAGAGAUGCACUAAAUGUGGUAAGCCCGCUCGCUUCGAGCAGCGAACCUCGAGGGGAUGGACGACUUUUGGAUGGACAUGCAGUGCUGUUGGGCACAAGCACAUGGAACUACAACUCAACCAGUACGGCUUCCUCACUGAAAUACCGGUGAAUAGCUGGUUCCCGUUUCUCCAUCUCAUCAACAUGUUGCGUCUUUCUAUGAACUGGUCCACCAUCAUCCAGGAGUUGCAGGCGGGCUAUGGCAACAUCGCCAAAAAGACGAUUGCGAAAUGGCGUGACGUCUUCCAGAGGGCUAUCGGUGCUGCUCUGGACAAAAUGGACUGCAGGGUCGUCGGUGGCAAGAAGGAGACGGUCGUCAUGGACGAAGCCAUCGUCGGAGUCCAUCCUGAAGAUGGUUGGUCAGUUGGUUCGAGGGGGAUCAACAAAGCUGGUGCAGAGCAGACUAGGACAACGGCGCGCCUGGAACGGAAAAAACUGGUUUCCAAGGGUGCCAUGAAAAGGCUGCCAGCUCGAACACUUCAUGGGUCAGAGAAGGCUUCACGCACCGGGCCACAGCUCCUGAAGAAGCCGGCUUCAACACACAUGAAGCGGCCAUGUGGUGUGAUGAAAACGAUCCUGAAGAAGCCUGCUGCCGUUCGACCACCAGCCAAACGACUCAAGAAGACUGCCGCAAACCUCAAGACAAACGGUGCCUGGCUAUGGCUUGCUGUCGCUGUGGGCAAGAACAAGGAGAUCUACACCCAUGACAACGGCAAGAAACGCAUCACUUAUCGUCUUCUGCCUUCUCGCAAGAAAGCCAUAAAGAACAAACCUCGCGGCUUUGAAGAAAUCCAAAACACGGUUGAAAAGCACGUCGCGAAAGGCUCGUACUUGGUGUUUGACGGUUGGACUGCUACCAAAAAGGCUGUGGAAGCACUAGGCUAUGAUUACGCACCUCCUGUGAAACAUGAAAAGUGUUUUCGUGAUCCUGCUACGGGGUUCCACACGAAUGAUGCAGAGUCUGAAAACGGCAGGCUCAAAAAGUGGUCAAGGCGCCGCUAUGGAAAGCUUUCUUUGGACAUACUCGAAAUGGAUGAGUAUGUCUUUUAUGUCAAUGUCGGAACUGACAUGUCUUCAAUCCUGAAAGGUGCCUACAUUGGCUUGGUUGUCUACGAGAAGUCGCGACUAUCGCAGCUUGUGGAAGCAUCAAAAAGGUCAAGUGGCUUCUGGCGGACAGCCAGAAGAGAAAUGAGUGGAGUUACGGAGCAGACGCCCGCUGCAGUGGGAAGGACAAAAGACGGCAUCCCUACAUGGGGCGGUGAUGCCACGACCUUUGUCCACUACCAGGAGGCCGCUCUCCUAUGGGAGCAGUCGCUUACAUGGGAGAAGCGGUACACAGCGGGCCCCAAGCUGGUGCAAGAGUUGAGUGGAGCGGCCAAACGCCUGGUGGCCGGACAGCCACCGGGAUGGGUGGCCUACCGCGGCGGUGUGACAGUGCUGAUGGACCACCUUCGGCGAGCUCUUGGGAAACCAAGAGUCACAGAAGUCACCGACUUGUUGGCCGCCUACUUCAAAGGCACAAGACGCAAACCUCAGGAGAACAUGAACGAUUACAUCACCAGAAAGACUGAGGCGUACAUGAGGGCGAGCCAAGCACUGAAGCGAGUUCAGCCGCACUACGAGCGAGAGACAACCCAUGCUACCCUCUAUGAGCCGGAAGCCCGGCGAGCAAGCAUGGAGAGCUCCCACCGACCGUGGUCCCGUCAGUGGACCCCAGCGAAUGAGGAGACCACUGCAGGGGGAGCCGAAGCUCCCACAGAGGCUACCGGAGAUGGAGAUGCAGAGACGGCCACCCGGGCAUCAACGCAGGCAGAAGAGGACCCCUGGCGUGGAUGGUACAGCCGGCAAGAACCUACAGGAUGGAACACGUGGAGUGGAUGGUCGUGGAACUACCAGUGGGGCAGCUACUGGAAUCGCCGUGACUGGGCCAGCGAUUCUGGCUCUACAAGGACUUCGACCCAGGAGGGGGGAGCCACCAUGGAACUCCUACCACAGUUCAUCCAAGGGUGGUACCUGUUGGCAGACGCGAACAUCGACUCCAAUGAGCGCAACAUCGUGAUGACAGCGCUGGGAGGGAACUUCGAGCCCCAAAGGGUAGCUCAAGAACUCCGGAACCAGUUCUCCGAGUACGAUGUGAAGAAGCGGGACUCCCAACGGAGAUACCAGAGCUACAUCGGGGAGGCCAUGGACGAGGACGAGGACCAGCACGAGAUCUAUGACGACAACCUCGACCACCUUCCCUCGGAGGGGAUGUCCGAAGAAGGCCUAGCCAUGGUGGUGGACGCCGAAGAAAUUGCUCAGGAAGCCAUGGCCACGAUGUUCAACGCCAGGAGAACCUUACGAGAUGCCAGACAGAAGCAACACGCUGUCAAGCAAAACCGCAAGUACUACCACGGGAACAACCGAGGCAACGGUGCAGCAACUUCCUCGUCUACUACCAAGCCACGAGAUGAUAGCAACAUCGAGUGCCUCCGAUGUGGCCAGCGUGGUCAUCGAGUUGCAGCCUGCCCUCACAAGCCCCUGAGUGAGACUAAGGGCCAGGCCAAUCUCGCCGAGGACAACCAGAAGGAACCUCACCAGGCUCCCUUCGUGUGCUUCGCCGACGUUCCGGAUGACUCCAUCGCGGACCUUGACCAUGCCGCCUUCCACGUUCGCGACGUCCCCAAUGACGACCUCACAACAGCUGAAGCCGUCAAACGCGGCAUGGCCGUGAUCGACGGCGGCGCGACCCAAACCAUAGGGUCAGUGGCCGCUGUGGAGGCCGUGAUGAAGCAGAACCAGGCCAAGCGAGGGCACAGCGGUCUUUCGGGAGUCAAUGCCGAGGAUCCCCCAGUGUUUUCCUUUCGGAACUCCACGGAGAACCGCUGUCUGAGCACAGCACGCCUCCAGAUCACCGCGAAUGGCAAGCCUGGCGAGAUGCAGAUCCACACGCUGGAAGAUGGCGAGAGCCCCAUUUUGAUGAGCAUCGACACACUGAGGCGAGUAGGUGCCAUCAUAGAUUUUGAUGCUGACCUAGCAGUCUUUAGGAACUUAGACCCAGGCCGAGUCCUGAAGCUGAUCCGCGGCAAGUCAGGGCACCAAUUGCUGCCUUUAACCGAGGACUGGAUGGAACAAUCUGUGAAGGUCCCAAAGCCGGAUACCAUGGACAAGAUGACAACUCCCCAGAUGGUCCUCUCUCUUCGCGCCUACGGAGAGGAUCCUCCCAAGGGAUGGUCCAAAGUGCAGCUGCUACAGAGGCUCAAGGAACUCGAGAGCGAAGGGGAGAUCACAGCACCUACCACUCGAUCUACCAAGACGCCCCUUCAGGAAGCGGUGCAGGCACUCAACAAGGCGGGAUCCAAGAAGGCACUCCUUCAGAAGUAUGUGACGGAGGAGUGCGGCAUCAAGAUCACGGGCAACGAGACUAUGCCCAUUCUCACGCAGAAAGCCAUGAGCCACCUCUUGGCAUCGGUGGAGCCAGUGGGGUCAGAGCCACUGGGCUUCGGGAAGUAUGCGAACCAGACGUUCGAGUCCGUGGCCUCCCACGAUCGCCAGUACUGCCAAUGGGUAGUGACCACAGCUUCGGAAGGCCAAUGCUCGGAGUAUCUACGCCGGUUCGCUACGUGGCUCCAGAACACCGAGCGCAACAAGGAGGAAAAGAACCCCAAGGCGAAGGCCAAAGUGGACAUUGGCCAGUUGAUGACCAAGAAGAAGAGCGGCGGCUACACCACGACCGGCACGGAGGACCCCAAGACCGGCACGGUGAAGGAGGAAAUCACCCCGCGCGACAGGGUGACGAAGGAGACGCCUACUCCGACGACGACGGCAGCCACCUCGAGUACGAUGGACCCGGUGAUCAUGCAGCUGGUGUCGGCGGUCCAGACCUUGGCCCAGGAAGUCCAGCACCUCAAGGAGGAGAAGUCCGCGGCGCAACCCCGCAAGAUCCAGGCCAAGGCGGACGAGUCGAUGACGAGCGACGAGGAAAGUGUGAACUUUAUGCUUGUCAUAGAUGAAGGGUGCCUUCGCUUGGACCCAGCCGGAGCCUUCCGGAGUGCAGCUGUAGAAGAAUGGUGCGACAAGCACAACAUCUUUCUGGACAUAGUCCCAGGCGAGGCCCAUUGGAAGAUAGGAACAGUUGAGAAUGCGGUAAAGGGCGUGAAAGAGCUGAUGACAAAACUCUCCCUGUACGACAAUGAGCUGAGUCCUCAACAAGCGCUAGCUGAAGCUAUCACCACCUUUAAUCACAAGGAGAUCAUCCGCGGGUAUUCGCCCGCCCAGCAUGUGUUGGGUCAAGCUCCAGACGAGACAGGUCGUUUCAUACCUCAUCUUUCACAACCACAUCCCGAUCUUCUGGUCGAGAACCCUUCCGGAGAAUUUGAGCGAAGUGUCCACCUCCGAGCUACGGCCGAAAAGGCCUUGUGUGACUGGAGUGCGCAUCAGAGACUGAUGAGGGCCAAACACUCUCGCCACCGGCCUUGUUACGACUACGUGCCGGGCGAGCUGGUCUACUAUUGGAGGACCCAGGACUCCAAUAAAGGACGACGACAACCGGGAGGUAAACAUGGCAGGUUCUUAGGACCUGCCCGGAUCCUGGCUACCGAGACGCGACGAGCUGAAGAUGGGAGUGCAAAACCAGGCGGGGCAGUAUGGCUUGUCAAAGGUCGCAGUUUACUUAAGUGUGCACCAGAGCAAUUACGCAGGGCGACCGAACGUGAAGAGCUGGUCGAAGGACUGAGUGAUCCCUCUCAACAGCGGCUUUCCUGGACCUACCACACUGUGGCCAAGGAGAUUGGGGGCAAUCGUUUCGAAGACAUCAGUGCUGAGACACCCAGUCAGGAGGAGUGGUCCCGCGCCCAAGAUCCAGUUGAGGAGACACAACCCGUGCGAUUUCGACUGCGCUCUAAGCGCGGGGCCACUGCGGAACCAGCCUCCACGGCCAUGGAGGAGGACCAAGACGAGGCCGCGCCAACGUCAGCGACCCGAGAGCGCUCACGCUCACGGGGCCGUGCCGGAACCAGUGGCUCACAGCCUGAAGAACAUCCCACCGCAUGGUGGAACACGGUGCGAGAGGAGAAGUGGCCUGAACAGGAGGCCAGCUACUGGUCAGACAAAGCGGCGGCGGUGGAACUGGAGUUCACUCUACCUACGACCCACCGAGGACAAGAAAAAGCGUGGAGAGACCUCAGUGGCUACUUCAUCGGUAGCAUGAAGCGCCGGGCAGUGGAACUCUCUGAACGUCGCAUGACACCAGAAGAACUACGUGAGUUCCAAGGGGCCAAGGCUAUUGAAGUCAAGAAUUUCGUGGCUUCCAAGGCUUUCGAGAUCCUCCCGGACCACUUGAAGCCGGACAAAAGCCAGGCGAUUGGAAUGCGUUGGAUUCUAACCUGGAAGUUGCGAGAAGACGGCACCCGAAAGCCCAAAGCUCGUGCAGUACUUCUCGGCUACCAAGACGAGGCCUACGAACAUAGAGCCACGACCUCACCGGUCAUGACGAGGCAGACUCGUCAACUCCUCUUACAGGUUUCAGCGUGGAAGCGCUGGAAAGUGCAAAAAGGAGACGUCACCGGAGCUUUCCUACAGAGUAGGCAGUACCCUGACAAGCUGUAUUGCAUUCCUUGUCCUGAGAUCUGCGAAGCCCUUCACAUCCCAGCCGGAAGCGUGACCAAGGUCCAGAAAGCUUGUUAUGGAUUAGUUGAUGCACCUCUGGAAUGGUACCGCUCAGUGGAUCAGUUUCUCCGGGAACAGGGGUUUACCAGGUUGUGGUCGGAUUCCUGCUGUUGGGUUCUCCGGGUCGAUGGUUGUCUUCGGGGAAUCGUCAGUGGUCAUGUCGAUGAUUUCCUUUUUGGGGGAAAAGAGGGUGACGAACUGUGGGAAAGCAAGCUGGCGGCCAUCAAAGCCAAAUUUAAGUGGGGAGAUUGGGAAUCAGGGAAGUUCACGCAAUGUGGGGUGAUCAUAGAACAAAAGCCCGAUGGGUUUGAGCUUUCCCAACCACACUACCUCGACAACCUCCAAGAGAUCAACGUGUGUGCUAGCCGUAAAAAGAACAGGAGCCUCCCCACUACCGACAAGGAGAAAUCCCAAUUACGCGCUCUGCUAGGAGGAGUCAGUUGGCACGCUCAACAGGUGGCACCAUACCUGGCUGCCGAAGUAAGCCUUCUCCUAACCGAGGUAUCCCGCAGCACUGUGGAGACGAUCGUGAAGGCCAACAUGCUACUCAACACCGCCAAGUCCAAGCGGUCCUACAAGAUGAAGAUCCACUCCUUCGAUGAGUCCGAUGAGCUCACCAUGGUGAUGUGGGUCGACGCGGCCAAUGCAAACCGCAUUGAUGGUGGGUCCACACAGGGCUUGUUCCUCGGAGUCACGACCAAGCAGAUGCUCCAAGGGCAAGUUUCUGCUGUCUCCCCUGUGGCAUGGCACUCUCAGAAGAUAGAGAGAACGUGUCGCUCACCUGGAGCGGCAGAGGCGCAAGCAGCUGUCAACGGCGAGGACGGACUCUACUGCGGAAGGCACCAGUGGAGUGAAAUUCUCCAUGGAACCGGAGACCUACACGAUCCAGAUGGCCUGGUACGACUUACAGGUGGCUGCGUGGUCACCGACAGCCGCAACGUCUACGAUCGACUCAACACCGAAGUGCUGGUGGUCAAGGGGGCGGAGAAGCGCACAAGCAUUGAGCUCCUGGCGAUCAAAGAAUCACAGCAGAACACUGCUGUAGAACUACGUUGGGUUCACAGUGAAGCCCAACUGGCCAACAGCCUGACUAAAGCAGGCGGCUACCGGGAGUACGACCUCUACCAUAAGAUGAACCAUAGCUGGCGUCUCGUGGAGGACCCCAGCAUGAUGUCCGCAAAACGCCGAAAGGAUCUCGGCCUACUACCUUUGGAGCAGCCCAAGGCCGAACCCAAAGUUUCCGAGGGGUUAGAUGGUUUUCAUAAUCAAGAGUGA
Messenger RNA from Symbiodinium sp. CCMP2592, 9402 nucleotides. Lineage: Eukaryota; Dinophyceae; Suessiales; Symbiodiniaceae. The record is from the annotation of a GenBank genome assembly.